AUGUUUCUUAUUUCGAAAAUUGUUCGCGGUCGUCGCCUACUGCAGGAACUCGAAGCAGAUGCAGCGCGUAAAGAAGCUGCAGAGGCAGCUGCAGCUGAGAUGGCUGUGGCAAAUAUGGCUGCACGACUUCCGCGCCGAGGCACUCAGCAAUAUCGCGCCGGCAAAUCG
This is a messenger RNA of Anisakis simplex (herring worm), 168 nucleotides long. NCBI's taxonomy places the organism in Eukaryota, Metazoa, Nematoda, Chromadorea, Rhabditida, Anisakidae. The record is from the annotation of a GenBank genome assembly.